Verticillium dahliae VdLs.17 is the source of this 453-nucleotide messenger RNA. RefSeq lists its product as uncharacterized. The transcript is spliced from 2 exons. NCBI's taxonomy places the organism in Eukaryota, Fungi, Ascomycota, Sordariomycetes, Glomerellales, Plectosphaerellaceae. The coding region runs from base 1 to 453 and encodes 150 amino acids. The record is from RefSeq and is a predicted model, not a curated record.
AUGGCGGGAACGAGGCUUCGUUCGACCAACUUUCGCCAAAAGCAUCAGCUGACGCCCAGUCUCCUCUCAGACUACCAGGCUGCGAGGCUGCUGUGUCGACAGUUGUAUGCUAAGUCACAGUAUGUUGUGUCUCGCUAUCUGCUCGUUAUGGAGCGCACCGUGGUUGAUCAGCUGGAUUCUCAGCUUGCCGAAAUCCAGACACCAAACGAUCAUACGGGAGCUUCCAGUCAGCGUAGAGGUGGAUCGUUCGAGGUACCUGGAAGGCAGGGGACCGUCCAGGGUGUUGAAAUGAGGUACCUGAGAAGACUGGGCAGCAAAGUCACAGUGCCCACCAUUGAAGGUACCGCUGACCAGCGGUACAAAACCCGGGCUUCGCGGGUACGAGGUGCUAAAGUCACGCCUGGUAGACAGACCCUGGCUUGCCUAGGAGCUCCGCGAGUCAACUGUCCGUAG